Molecule: messenger RNA, 383 nt
Organism: Dentiscutata heterogama
Lineage: Eukaryota; Fungi; Glomeromycota; Glomeromycetes; Diversisporales; Gigasporaceae
Source: the annotation of a GenBank genome assembly
GGAUAAGCAAUCCUAUAAGUGUUAGAACAAAAGGCAGAAAGUCAAAAAAAAUUAAAAGCUUCAAUGAUAAUAUGAAUAUAUCAAAGAGUAAAGAUAAAAAAAAGCAGAUUUCUCAAGUUGAAUAUAAUAAAUUGGAUAACGAUAAUGAUGUUAAUUAUAAAGAAGAAGGUAGUAACGUAAAAGAAAAAAAAGACAUAAAAAAAUAUGGAAUUUGCAACUCAAAGGGUCAUAACGCACGCACAUGUUCAGGUUUAGCUGAAUCUGAUAAUUCAGAAGACAAUUCAGAAGAUGAUAAUUCAGAGGAAGAUGAUUCAGAAGAAGAUAACUCAGAAGAAACUAGUAUUAGACGAAAAUGUGGAAUUUGUAAUCUAAGAGGUCACAAU